UAGACCCGAUUGGUGUGCGACUUUACGACGAUUCGACGCCGAAGUUCCCUUCACCGAACAACAACCUCACAAUUUUGUUGGAGAAGAGCUAUGAGUUUACUGUUAAAAUCUCGCUGAGGAAAAAUUAGUUUUAAAAACUACGUCGCACCGUGAGGGUUUACGCUUGACUCUCGUCCGUUCCCGGAUAUUUUUUCUUAUUUUUAUUUAACUCCAACGGGUAUCGCACCAAUUUAGGCUGGAUCAUCUUGUGUAUAUAUAUUUUUUUGUCUAUCGCUCCAACGUCUUUUUGGGUAUAAGUGUAAUAACUGGAAGAUUUUCUUGUCGCAAUGCGAAUAGUUUCUUAAAUGCCAGACAGAAUGGGUGACUUAGAUAAAUGCAUUAUCGAGGAAUACGCAAAAUGUCGAGCAUUCUACGAUAAGAGUCAUCCGAAUUUUAAAGAUAGAGUACACACCGAAAAGGCAUGGAUGGAAAUCGCGGCCAAAUUGGGCUACAAUGCCAACCUCUUGAAGGAACGAAUGUACCAAUUGAGGAAUCGAUACAAUCUGGAGAAGCGGAAAUUGGAGACAAUGCGACAGGAGGGUGAGGAACCAAGAUGCACUUGGGCCCUAUACAAUCUUAUGACAUUUCUGGAUGGUCACAUUCGCCCCAGAAAAUCCUAUAAAGCCAUGAUGCGUCGUAAUCAACAACGGCAGCAAGGCAAUCAUAUGCCAUCAAUAACGCGACAACACCAGCAAUUUAUAGACUCUAUCGCGGGCAAUUCAGAGUGCAGUCUAUUUGAAUUGCAACGACAGCAGCAGGAGAACUAUCAAAAGAUGGUCAACGAGGCACCGGCUGAAGUUAAAGCGGAAUACGUCUAUGACUCGUACGGUCCAAUCGUUGACGAAAUAGAUGAGGAAGACGUUGCAAAUCAACAAUCACCGAAUGGAGUGGAGAAUUUUAUAAAUCCCACCGUUUUACUAGGUGCGGACGAUUCAAAAGACGAAACCGCCGAGAAUAGUGAGCAGAAACAGAGUGCCAAUGUAUCGGAAUUAUCGCAACCGCAAGCAAGCACCAGUCAACCGACACCCUACAUAAAUGUCCGCCAUGUGGAUGGAAUGAAACGCAAACAUAGCGAAAUAUCUGGCCAUCAUCAUGAUCAAUUCUAUCUGCAGAAUCAACUGCUGGCUCGACAAAAUCUCGAGAGACGCACGGACAAAUUUAACGCCUUUGGCCAUUUCAUGGCGACGUCGCUGGCCGAAAUGCCGGAACACCGAGCCCUGGAGCUGGUGGCCAAGUUCACAAUUCAGCUGGUGAAUGCACUGGGUGAGAAACACUGAGAUUUGCGUCUCCAGCAUCAUGUUUUCCAUAUUCUGGCAGGGAAUAUAUGCAAAUGCUGCCACCAUUGGCUGAUGGAGGCCCCAAACAGUAUUUACUUCGCAUCAACCUUAAUUUAGUGUCCGUGUCUUUUUUAUAUAAAAAAAAACUUAUGUAUUAAUGUUAACUCAUGAAGAGAGUUAAUAAAUCCUCAAAGUAAAAUUCUCAA
This is a messenger RNA of Phlebotomus papatasi, 1522 nucleotides long. RefSeq lists its product as uncharacterized. Gene Ontology annotation, cellular component: nucleus; transcription regulator complex. The record is from RefSeq and is a predicted model, not a curated record. NCBI's taxonomy places the organism in Eukaryota, Metazoa, Arthropoda, Insecta, Diptera, Psychodidae. The coding region runs from base 345 to 1316 and encodes 323 amino acids. The transcript is spliced from 5 exons. Gene Ontology annotation, biological process: regulation of transcription by RNA polymerase II.